AAGCUGCCUCCGGAGGGUACACACCGGCUUUGGGCUGUUCCGGGAGCACACUGAACUCGAUCAGCUGGUACUUCAAUCUCAAGGGCUCUGUUAUAGAUGGCGAUUUCAUCGCGAUUGAAUUCCUCCUGCCCCUCAAGCGGUAUCAAGUACCCUCCCAAAGAAGGAUGAUAUCGAUAAAGGAAGAGUUCACUAGCGACUAACAGUAUAGGGACGUUUGCACCAACGUCUAUAAUUGUACAUAGCUUCUUGAUCAUUAGAACUUCCAUCCCGGUAUUGGUAUCUAGUGAUAACAUGCCUCCACCCCUCAAUCACCCAUGUCUAGAAUUAGAGUUGCUAGAUCAGACCUUCUUCGUUAAGCAACUUCCAGUUGAUGCAGGCGUCCCAGUAGCAAUCGUGAGCGGGCUCAAUGCUGCACAAGACAAUCCAAGCAUCUUCUCGAUCACCAGAACAAGAGAAGAGAUUUCUAUUGUUGGUGAAGCUAUUGGCGAAGAUGGGGAAUGGAAAUGCAUCAAGAUAGCAGGUCCCAUGGAAUUUGGGAUGACUGGUGUAAUCUGUGGUUUCACGACGCCGCUUAAAAAUGCUAAUGUCCCGGUAUUCGCAAUGUCGACAUGGAAUACCGAUUACGUUCUGAUCCCCAGAGGGAAGGUUGACGAGGCCGUAGCAGCACUAAUGGAGGAUGGCUGGAAAUUCCGACAUAUAAGUCUGAAGCACGCGUAGUAGGAAAAUGAGACAAUUAGCUUGUAGGAAACGCGUAAUAAAAGUACUGUCAAGUUCCGUUGAUGUCCAUUCUCGUCAAUUUCUUCACAAAUCUACCGU
Molecule: messenger RNA, 816 nt
Organism: Suillus paluster
Lineage: Eukaryota; Fungi; Basidiomycota; Agaricomycetes; Boletales; Suillaceae
Product: ACT domain-containing protein
Exons: 5
Coding region: 292-717 (141 amino acids)
Biological process (GO): cellular response to L-arginine; regulation of intracellular signal transduction
Cellular component (GO): cytosol
Source: RefSeq, a predicted model, not a curated record